AUGGGGGAUUGGAACUUGUUGGGGAGUAUCUUAGAAGAGGUACAUAUUCAUUCAACCAUCGUGGGAAAAAUCUGGCUAACCAUCCUUUUUAUAUUCCGGAUGCUCGUUCUUGGUGUGGCAGCAGAGGAUGUUUGGGACGAUGAGCAGAGUGAGUUUGUGUGCAACACGGACCAGCCUGGGUGUAAGAACGUGUGCUACGAUGAUGCAUUCCCCAUUUCUCUUAUCCGAUACUGGGUGUUACAAAUCAUUUUCGUGUCCUCUCCCUCUCUGGUAUACAUGGGACAUGCACUGUACCGUUUGAGGGCCCUUGAAAAAGAGAGACACAAGAAAAAAGCCUUCCUGAAAGCGGAGCUAGAGGGCGCUGAGCCCGUUCACGAGGACAGACAGAGGAUAGAGAGGGAGCUGAGGAAGCUGGAGGAACAGAAGAGAGUAAGGAAAGCUCCACUCAGGGGCUCCUUGCUGCGCACAUAUGUUUUCCAUAUCUUGACGAGGUCAGUGGUGGAGGUUGGCUUCAUAGUGGGACAAUAUGUGCUGUACGGAGUUGGAUUGGAUCCUUUGUACAAAUGUGAGAGAUUGCCUUGCCCGAACAGUGUGGAUUGCUUUGUGUCCAGACCAACUGAGAAGAACAUUUUCAUGAUCUUCAUGCUCGUCAUCGCUGGGGUUUCUUUGUUCUUGAAUCUCCUCGAGAUAUUCCACCUGGGAGUGAAAAAAGUCAAGCAAAGUCUGUAUGGAAAUAAAGGUACAGAUGACGAAAGCUUAUUAGUGUUCAGGUCCAAGAAAAACUCCAUGGUCCAGCAGGUGUGUGUCCUCACAAACUCAUCACCCCAAAAGAUGAUGCAACUCACUCAGACGGCCUACACAAUGGUCCCUAACAGCCACGUGGAUGCUAUCCCCUUGUACCUGCAUUCGGUAGCUCCUCACAACGAUAGUGGUGGCACCAACGACUCAGAGCAGUACCUCAGACAGACUGAGCUCCAGUCCCUGCGACAGCUGAGGACUGUGGAGCACCACUACACUCUGGACCAGAGGAACCACUCAUGCAGCAGUGACGACUCCAACGGGCCUAAAGGCUCAGGCCAUCCCAGGCACGGCGGAGCACAGCCACGGCCUUCCCUUAUGGCCAGCCAUAUGGAGAUACCAGCAGCCCUGUGGAAACAGCUACGCAAACAGAGCCGGGUCAGCGCUCUGCAGGAUUACAGUGACAUGAGUGAUUCACCUGACAGUGGUCACUAUCCCACGGGGAGGAAGGCUAGUUUCAUGUCCCGAGGACUCUCACAGACCAACCUGGACAGUCCUUCUGAUAGCCCGAACUCCGGGAGUGGGACGGACACAGAGGCCAAGCGUAUCGCCCAAGGAGAGAGCCCACCUAUGACCCCGCCUCCAGCCAGUGGACGAAGAAUGUCAAUGAGCAUGAUUCUGGAACUGUCUUCAAUCAUGAAAAAGUGA
Messenger RNA from Oncorhynchus masou masou (cherry salmon), 1446 nucleotides. Its product is annotated as gap junction alpha-10 protein-like. The record is from RefSeq and is a predicted model, not a curated record. The transcript has 2 exons. Lineage: Eukaryota; Metazoa; Chordata; Actinopteri; Salmoniformes; Salmonidae. The coding region runs from base 1 to 1446 and encodes 481 amino acids. Gene Ontology annotation, cellular component: connexin complex. Gene Ontology annotation, molecular function: gap junction channel activity. Gene Ontology annotation, biological process: cell-cell signaling.